CCUCAUCGACAUCCAACUACUCCUGCACCUCUUUGUAUAAGCAGAAAAAGCCAGGGAAGAAGAAGAAAACAGCUAAUGGGGAUAAAGAAAUGGUCUUCGAAGUCCAAAAAUGAGAGAUCGUGAGAAGACCCUUGUUGGAAAAAUCCAAUCUAGUGUUCAUACAUCAAUAGAUAUAUAGGUCUACGACAAUCCUGUGUCUGUAUAUAUGCGUUGAGUAAAAAAAACACGAUAAGAGAUAGACAAGGCGCGCGUGGAUAUGGGGAGACCGCCUUGUAGCGAAAAUACCGACGUCAAGAAAGGGCCAUGGACGCCAGAGGAAGACAUAAUAUUGGUCUCUUACGUUCAAGAACACGGUCCCGGUAACUGGAGAAUGGUUCCUGAAAAUACAGGAUUGCUAAGAUGCAGCAAGAGUUGCAGACUUCGAUGGACUAAUUAUCUGAGACCGGGAAUUAAACGAGGGAAUUUCACCGAAAAUGAAGAAAAGAUCAUCAUCCACCUCCAAGCCCUUCUGGGAAAUAGAUGGGCUGCGAUAGCGUCUUACCUUCCUCAGAGGACCGACAACGAUGUAAAGAACUUCUGGAACACUCACCUGAAAAAGAAGCUUCAGAAGCUUCAGUCGGACACGGAAGAGCCUUGUAACAGACCGAAAAGACGGUUUCCCGACAAAGGCCAAUGGGAAAGGAAGCUUCAGACAGAUAUUAACAUGGCGAAAAAAGCCCUACGUGAGGCUUUGUCACUUGACAACAAACAAACUUCUACACAUCAGCCUUCCUCUUCCACUCCGACUACUUAUGCGUCGAGCGAGGAGAAUAUCUCCCGAUUGCUCCAAGGCUGGACGAGAAAAUCAUCCGGCCUUCAUCUUCAAGCAAACUCGUCGUCAAAUAACCAGAAUGCCUUGUCAAGCUCGGUCGAAGGAGGAGCUCUUGAUCAGUCACUGUUCACGUUAAACUCCGCCAAUUCAGAAUCAGGGUCAGUGGAUGGCAAAGCCCAUUUAACGCCUGAAAGAAGCGCUUUCCGAGAGGAAAGCAAUGAGACCGAGACUCAAGGUUCAUUGUCGUUGAUCGAGAAAUGGUUGUUGGAUGAUCUCAUUAGCAUGCCUUUAGAUCAUAAUCAAGAGUUGUUCUAAGAAAGAAAUCAAUAUUCUUCCUGCCUUAGCUUAUAUAUUUACUCUCAUGCUUUAGUUGGAUUUACUAAGAGAAUUAAAGGUAACAAAGUUGAGUGAAGCAAAACUGUAAGAGUCAUCUGCUUAUGAGUCUCGUGGAGAAUUUUAAUUAAAUAAAUUAAGGGUUGCGUUUUAGUUU
This is a messenger RNA of Tarenaya hassleriana, 1301 nucleotides long. RefSeq names its product myb-related protein 306. Bases 257 to 1126 code for a protein of 289 amino acids. The record is from RefSeq and is a predicted model, not a curated record. The transcript is spliced from 3 exons. Gene Ontology annotation, biological process: response to auxin. NCBI's taxonomy places the organism in Eukaryota, Viridiplantae, Streptophyta, Magnoliopsida, Brassicales, Cleomaceae.